Priceomyces carsonii is the source of this 1131-nucleotide messenger RNA. RefSeq lists its product as uncharacterized. Bases 1 to 1131 code for a protein of 376 amino acids. The transcript has a single exon. The record is from RefSeq and is a predicted model, not a curated record. NCBI's taxonomy places the organism in Eukaryota, Fungi, Ascomycota, Pichiomycetes, Serinales, Debaryomycetaceae.
AUGAGGACAGCAAAAGAGCAGUUAAGCAGUUGUCGUCUCUUAGACGCUUAUGGUGAUACUGGGUCAGUUAUAGCAAAUGAAAUUCGAGAUCCUGGAUUAAGAAUGGUAAACUUAUUACAGUACAAGGAGAGAUUCGAAGCAGAGCAUUCAAAUACUUCCGUCAAUAAUCAAAAGCGUAAAAGCGCACAUCUGAAUCAAAAUUAUGGGCUGAGAGAUCUGGAAACUGCUUAUGGUCCCUUGCAAUGGGGGCUUUCGGUUUCAAAUUUUGUAAAUUCUCCUAAUAGAAAUAUGAUCACUUCGGGUCCCAGGAGAACUUCUAGUUUCAAGGCAAAAAGGAUAAUUUCUUCUAUGGUAGAGGUAGGGCAAUCCGAUGCUUUUAAAGAUCCCCUAAAUCUACUUAGUGAAAGGCUGUGGGGCAAAGUGUCUCAAGGGAGAUCUGCGGGCGAUACCGCUGAAAAAAUUCAUAGUGUACCACCGAACCAUCAAGAAAUUGAUCUAUUAGACACAGGAGAAAUUGAUCUUGAUGGUUACGUUUCUAAUGUAGAUCAUGAAUCUGAUGUUUUAGAUGACAGCCAAAGUGAACCCGAAAUAUUAAUUAACUCCGAUUUGGUUCCUAGCAGCAGAUCUCAUUUGAAUGACGAAACGAAAAGUUCAGAUAUAAAAUCUGAUAGUAUUCAAUUCGAGAGACUUAUUCAAGGUAAUCGCAUAACGUGCGUUCGUAGUGAAAAUGUGACUUACAAUGAGAACGAUAGAAUAUUACCGGUAGAUGAAAAGAAAUAUCGUUUCCCACUCUUGGAUCCAAACUCGCGAUUUGAGCAUAAUGGACACCCCAAUAAAUCUAUCGGAAACAAUCCAAUUUUGCCUCCAGCUCCCCAUCUCCAAGACAAGUGCCCCAAGGAUGGAAAUUCGAAGGAGAAUGACUAUUGGGCUGAAGAAAAAAGUACUGAGUAUAUUAAAAAGGACAUGAAUCGAUAUAGUGAUAUGAAUGAUCUCAGGGAAGACAAUAAACGAAAAAGGAAAGCAUCAUUGGGAGAAAUCUGUUCCAAAACUAAUAGAAAUAAGCUUCCUCUCAGGGUAGGAUUAUCACGAAGGAACAAAGUGGAGCCAUUGCAUGAUUAUUUAAAAAAAUAA